Drosophila bipectinata is the source of this 3266-nucleotide messenger RNA. It is a transcript of the gene Aasdh, whose product is annotated as Aminoadipate-semialdehyde dehydrogenase. Gene Ontology annotation, biological process: amino acid activation for nonribosomal peptide biosynthetic process. Lineage: Eukaryota; Metazoa; Arthropoda; Insecta; Diptera; Drosophilidae. The record is from RefSeq and is a predicted model, not a curated record. Gene Ontology annotation, molecular function: protein binding.
AAACAAAGAUUGCUGAUAACAAUGGAAGCCGCUGAGAUUAAGUCAGAGCUGAAGGAGGAAGGCACAGAUGAAACCAACCCAACAGCCCAGGAUGGAGAUCCUUUAUCCAACCCCAUCUCGGAGGAGACUUCCCCCACAAAGCUUUACGACAUCCAAAGAAUCCGGCAGUUUGGGGAAGUUCCAUUUCUGAUAAAGCGCAUGGAACCACAGGACUCUAUUGUAAACUACUCUGCAGCUGUGGGAAUUCUAGAAGAACUAUUAGAGUUUAUACGGCGACAACAUAUCCCACAAGGAGCGGGAAUCGCUCUGCGCAUCACUCAGCACACAAAAGCCUCCUGCCUGUUGAUUCUAGCAGUACUCAAUCACAAGUGCCAUUUUUUUGCGACGGACAAGAUGUUACUCUCCCAGGCACUUCAUGCCCAGAUGUGCGCCGCCGGCGUGGAUUACCUUCUAGUAAGCGAACACCUUGGCGUCGGAGCUUUGUUCUUUGAGCGUUUGGAUAGCAUGCUGGUUUUUGGGGAGGAGUGUAAGCUUUUUAGAAUAAAACACGGUUCCAAUGAUCCACCCGUCCAAGCAAAGAAGCCGCUACCCCCUAAUAUGUGCUAUACCAUCACCACCACAGGAACAACUGGAAGCCCUAAGCUCGUCCAUGUGCCUUAUGAAUGCAUUGCGCCCAAUAUACUGUCACUUAGCCAGAAGCUAAACGUCUCUAUGGCGGAUAUCAUUUAUCUGGGCACUCCGUGCACCUUUGAUCCUUUUGUAGUUGAACUCUUUCUGGCUUUGCAAAACGGAUCCGCCGUGCUUAUUAGCCAUCAGUCGAUGAAGGAGUCUCCCAGCCGUGUGCUGAAUGCGCUGUUUCCCAGUAACUUGGCCAAAGCGGGAAUUACCAUUCUGCAGAUGACUCCUUCGCUUUUUAGACAGUUUGGUGCUACUGCAAUAAGAGAACGAAUAUUAAACAGCUCCAGUUCAUUGAGAGUUCUACUUCUUGGCGGCGAAGUGUUUCCCUCCAAUGCGGAGCUGGUUUCUUGGAUGGACCCUCGCGUUUUACUUCAUAAGCACAUUUGCAAUAUCUAUGGCAUAACGGAGAUAUCCUGCUGGGCCCUUCUUCACAUUGUUCAAUCGCUGCAAACCCAAAUGCCCCUGGGUACACCUAUCGACGAGGAGACGGUUCUGCGAAUUCAAUGCGAAAGUGAUGGGGAUCUGGAAUAUGGAGAGCUCUUUCUCGGGAGUGCCACGCGGCGCUGUUAUAUUCCAGAGAUCGAUGACAAAUCGGACGAAUUGGAAGACGGUGCCAGUGUUUGCUUCCGAGCUACUGGAGACAUGGUUCAUCGACUCAAAAACGGGACAAUAUGCUAUGGAGAGCGGGCCAAUGAUGUGGUAAAACGAGCUGGCAAUCGCAUCAGCCUAGGCCUAAUUACCCGCAAAGUGGAGAAAUGUUUACCCAACGGCGAGCUAGCUACUUGCCUAUGGUUGGGGGAUCUGCAAAAACUGAUCUGCUGCAUUCGCAGUCUGGAGCCAAAAACAAAAGUUCAACAGCGGGCCCAGACAUUCGAUAUCCUGUCGAAGCUAUCUAACGCCGAGCAACCGGAUAGGUUUGUUUAUCUGCAACAUUUACCUUGUAAUGUGCACGGUAAACUGGACAAGGAACUACUUCUUAAAGAAUGCAUUCCCUUGGCGCAACCAGCGCAAGAAAUAUUGAAGAGCUUCCUGCUAGAUAGAUUGGAAUGUAUGGAUGUGGACGAAGAGAAGGCUGCAGUAAAGCGUCAGCGAUUGGAGGACUGUGCGCCUUGCGGUUAUGACUUGAGUUUUCGUCAAGCUGGUGGGACUUCUUUCCAUGCCAUCACAAUAUGCCGGGAGAUCGGUCUGCAAAUGUGCAUCGAUGAUGAGCAGCGUCACUUGUUUGAAAUGCUGUUGGAUGAAAACAUUCCUUUGCGUACUGUUCUGCGCUUUCUGGAUACGGCCAAGUUGGUUGCCAACAAUACCAAACUAAAGCCUGUGGAACAGCAGUCUAAUAAGGUAACCACUUGUGCCAGUUCUUGUGGGCUGGUCAUUAAACGCAUCGAACAGCCGGUCCUCAAUGUUCAGCUGCACUGGAAGGUGAAUUUCGACAAGUGCGUAGACUCCCCAGUUACCCAGUAUGAAGGACGUUACAUAUGCGUGGGCGCUCAUUCCAAAAUCCUACGUGUCCUAGAUCCUCAGACUGGAACCGAACACAGCAGUGUAAAGUUACCCGAUCGUAUUGAGUGUAAGACGACUUUUCUGAGUGAACAACUGGCAAUGGUCGGAUGCUACGAUGGCAGUCUCUACGGCUUUAAUCCCCUAACUGGUGACAUUCUUUGGAAUGUGGAAAUCGGUGGCAUGAUCAAGUCGCAACCGCUUCUCUCGGCCGAUGGGAGCAGAAUUGUGGUCUGUAGCUAUGCAGAUGAUUAUAAUGUGUACUGUUUAUCCGCGGAGCAUCAAGAAGUGCUGUGGUGCCUCAAAAUAGGAGAGAAACCCAUCUUCGCCACACCAAUAGAGUUGCCCAGGGAACAAUCCCUGAUCAUUUGUACACUGGACGGUAGCUAUGCAAGGGUUACCCUUACCGAGGGGUCCGUGGAGUGGACUCAAAAACUUCGAGAACCAAUCUUUGCAACGCCUGUUCUGUUAGAUUCCAAGGCCAGUAUCUUUCUCAGUGCCGAGGUCGCUGGACGCGUGCAUGCUUGCCAUGUGGGAAAUGGAAAAAUACUGGCUACCUUUAGUACAGAGGGAAACAUCUUUUCCUCCCUUGUAGUGAAGACCCCACCAACGUUUAUGGGACAUUCUUUUGUGGUUUUCGGCUGCAUUGACCAACAUGUUUACUGCCUGCGUUGCACUACAGGAUCGGGCAGGGUAUCAGUGGAAUUUCAGCUUCACUGGAAAGUCAAUGUCGGUGCACCAAUUUAUGCAACUCCCACGCUGUUGACUGUCCAGCCCAAUGGCCUGUUUGUAUGGUGCAGUGCCACCAACGGAACACUACGUUUGAUGAAUUUCAGAAAUGGGGAAACCCAGUGGCAGGGUAAGCUUCCCGGAGAAGUUUUCUCUAGCGCGUGCUUUAUUGAGAACCUCCGGAAAAUUUACGUGGGCUGCCGAGAUAACUACUUGUAUUGUCUGGGUAUCUGAAGCCUUAAAUGUCAUCAGAGUCUAGUAAUGUACGGCUAUGAAGGAAUUUAUAAGAAUUUAAUAUAAAAUGAUGUAUACAAUACUAAUUUGUUAAGUUUUUCUUUAUACAAUGGCAAUAAAUAAAUUUU